AUGAGAAAAAAACCGUUUGUACAAUUAUUUCUUUAUGAACUUGGACUUGAAAAUGAAUUAAAUGAAAUUAGUAUUAAAACGGGCAAAGUUUUAUUUUAUUCUCGUUAUGGUCAAUUAAUAUUUGAAGAUCUUCGUGGUUUAGAUGGAGGUUAUCGUUGGCCUAUGUGUUCAAUACAUCGAGGAUAUCUUCAUCAACUUUUAUUUCGUCAUGUGCAACAAAAAUUAGGUCAUUCAUCUAUUAAACUUUCACAAAAAUGA
Molecule: messenger RNA, 258 nt
Organism: Adineta steineri
Lineage: Eukaryota; Metazoa; Rotifera; Eurotatoria; Adinetida; Adinetidae
Source: the annotation of a GenBank genome assembly